CGGAUGAAAAAAGCUGUGUAGAGUUGCGAUUUGUUUUAGAGAAUGAAAUCAAGAAUUCCUUAAAAAAGUUUCUAUAAUAUAUAGGCGAGAGAGAGAGAGAGAGGCAGAUCACAGGAGAGCGUUUGGAGAAGUCAGAGAAGAGAAAUGGCGACGGCUAUGAUGAGAUCUGGUCUUCAAGCAGCACUUCGCAGAGGUGGACGCACCGUUCCUCCUAAGAGGGGUUUCGCUUCCUCUGCUCAUCAUGAUGACGCCUAUGAGACGGCAAAAUGGGAAAAGAUAACAUAUGCCGGCAUUGUCACGUGCACUAUUUUGUCGAUUUACAACCUUUCAAAGGGUCAUCCACACCACGAAGAGCCCCCUCCAUACUCAUAUUUGCACAUUCGUAACAAGGAAUUCCCAUGGGGUAUGGUUCAUUCUAUCCAUAGUUCAAGGUCCGGAUGGCCUUUUUGAGACGAAACAUACCGACCAUUGACAUCCAAUCUUUAGUGGUUGUUUUUGGACAUUAAUGUUCAUUUAGCAAUCUCCUUAGACUCCUGUGGCAAGUUGCUUUCCGUGUUUAUCUUUUGCAGCAUAACAAAAAUUGAUUAAUUGCAUCGGCAUGAUUCUGUUUGUGUUCCUCUACUGGAUUUUUUGAGAGUGGUUUUCCAUCGUGUUCAUUAAAAGCUUAAUUAAUUGUGUUCUGAUCGGGAAAAAAAAACUUGAUUGUGGUUGCUUGUGUUGUAUGCGCUUGCAUGUCUGUAUAUAUGUAUGUUUAAAUCUGGAAUUUGUCA
Messenger RNA from Nelumbo nucifera (sacred lotus), 770 nucleotides. RefSeq names its product cytochrome c oxidase subunit 6a, mitochondrial-like. The record is from RefSeq and is a predicted model, not a curated record. Gene Ontology annotation, cellular component: mitochondrial inner membrane. NCBI's taxonomy places the organism in Eukaryota, Viridiplantae, Streptophyta, Magnoliopsida, Proteales, Nelumbonaceae. Gene Ontology annotation, biological process: mitochondrial electron transport, cytochrome c to oxygen. Gene Ontology annotation, molecular function: enzyme regulator activity.